Molecule: messenger RNA, 2089 nt
Organism: Gossypium raimondii (Peruvian cotton)
Lineage: Eukaryota; Viridiplantae; Streptophyta; Magnoliopsida; Malvales; Malvaceae
Exons: 3
Coding region: 484-1992 (502 amino acids)
Source: RefSeq, a predicted model, not a curated record
UUUCCAAUACCAAAAUUAAAGGUCGUCACCGUCACUUCAUAUGUCUGUCUCUAACAGGCUGACGUUUUCAAACGAGAUGAUAAUUGCCUAAGGAGAUCUCUCUUCUGGGAUUCUAGGCCAACGCUUGGAAAGGAUUCUUCUCUAGAUAAGGCAAGAAAAACUGGGUGAUAUAAGUUUUUUUUGAUGAUAUUCAUCAAUGAAAGUUCAUUAGUUUCUAAUUCAUAAGUCAAAUAUUGUUGGGUUUCUUUGAUUUUGUUAAUUCCUUGAACUUGGGGUUUGAUUUGACGAGAUUCGGAGCUGUUUUUUGGGAAUAAAACAAGAAAACUCUCUAGUGGAUAAGGAAGAAAAACAGUGAAAAUUUCUAGGAUAUUUAUGGAUGUGUUGAACUGAAAGGUUGUUGGGUUUUUUGAGUUUAAAACUUGUUCUUUAGACUAAAAGGGGAAUACUCCCAGCUUACUCUUAUAGUGUAUAAGGUCUUAAAUAAUGGGAGAAGAUUUACUCACAAGCUUGUCUAUUGAGAAUCACCACCCAUCAACGGUUUUAUCUAUGGAUUCAAGUUCAGUCUCUCAUGAGGAACUAGACAGAGAGAUGAACAGGCCGAUUGCUCUUUCUAGACCACCUGAUAUUAAUCUAAUUCCUCUAUCAGCUGAGCCUAGUCCACCACAAUCCUGGAACUCUGAUCCAUUAGAUAUGUUAGAUGUUGGUCUUGGAACUCAAGUCAAUGAGGUUGAUACUUUGGUCACGGUUUCCAAAAGUGGGCGUAAAUGUGCCAAGAGAUUGGAUAGUGUUUGGGGUGCUUGGUUUUUCUUUACCUAUUAUUUUAAGCCUGUCUUCAAUGAGAAGUCCAAAGUUAAGGUGACUAGGGAUGGAAGUGGAGUUUCAGGGUUUGAUAAGUCAGAUCUCGAGCUAGAUGUGUUUUUGGUACAGCAUGAUAUGGAGAACAUGUAUAUGUGGGUUUUUAAGGAGAGGCCUGAGAAUGCCUUGGGUAAGAUGCAGUUGAGGAGUUACAUGAAUGGGCAUUCGCGUCAAGGGGAGCGUCCUUUUCCGUUUAGUACCAAUAAGGGAUUCAUUCGAUCACAUAGGAUGCAGCGAAAGCAUUAUAGGGGUCUCUCUAAUCCGCAAUGUGUACAUGGAAUCGAGGUUGUUCCGUCACCCAACCUCAAAGGUCUUGAUGAAGAAGAUCAAAAGAGGUGGAUAGAACUUACCGGAAGGGACCUGAACUUCACAAUCCCACCCGAAGCAAGUGAAUUUUGUACCUGGAGGAACCUUACUAGCACGGAAUUUGAGCUUGAUAGACCCCUUCCUCCUUUGAAAACUCACCCACAGCCGCAUCAAAAAAAGUUGCUUAAUGGAUCUGGUUUAAAUUUGUCAACUCGGCCAUCAAACCAUGCAAACGGUUGUGUCAUGGAUCUCUCUCCCGUCAGCAACAAGAGGAAGAAAGAUUUGUUUCUGAAUGGAGACGAUGAAGACUGUUGUUUGCUCAUUAAUCAGCAUAAUGAUAGGGUCAAUGACACAGAGAUGCACCCAAUCGAACCACCUUGGUUAAAUGAGUUUAGUGGAGUAAUGAGAAAUGUGUAUGGGCCGGUUACGGCUGCAAAGACUAUUUAUGAGGAUGAAGAAGGAUACCUAAUUAUCAUCAGCUUGCCUUUUGCAGACCUUAAAAGGGUGAAAGUUAGUUGGUGGAAUAAUCUAACGCAUGGUGUUGUAAAGAUAUCGUCUAUGAGCACAGCUUGCAUGCCCUUUAUAGAGAGAAACGAUAGAACAUUCAAGCUUACAGAUCCAUCGCCUGAGCAUUGUCCUCCGGGAGAGUUCAUAAGGGAAAUACCUUUACCAACCAGGAUUCCUGACGAUGCUAAGCUUGAGGCAUAUGGUGAUGAGACCGGAACAGGUCUUGAAAUUAUAGUGCCAAAGCACCGUACAGGUCCUGAAGAACACGAGGUUCGCGUCUGCCUUCGUCCUCACCUCGGUUCAAAGGAGCUAUUGCUGUCAUGACUUUCGAUCUUGAGACUUUUGUUGGUGUUGUGGUCAAUUUUCUAUUAUUUGUACCAAAAGGAAAUUUUUAAUGAAAAUAAACCUACAUUUUUCCUCA